CUUGCAAGGGGAGAAUUUAACUUCAUCCAUCUGAUGGGAUUUAAUGGGCAAGGCUGUUAUCCAUAUUUGGUAAAUGUCAUUAUUCCUUUCAAACAGACAUGCCUAUUCCUAAAAUUGAAGUGUCCUGGGAAUUAAUCAGUGUUACUUCAAAAAAUUAAACAGGUGAAAAUCAGUGUAAAAAUUAAUUUCACAGUGUUCUGGAUAAAUAUUCGGAUUAAUAUUUGGGCAUAAGAGGACAGAAAAGAGCAACAAAUAGAGAAAAAAUAAAUAAAAUUACAAAAAUUGAUUCUUAGAAGACUGGAAAAAUCGUGGAGGUUUUGCUAUGGAUACUAUCAAUGAAAACCAUUUUUAUCUAGACAAAGUGUGGGUUCAAUGUGAGAUUGGCAGUUGUUUGAAAUGGAGACUGCUAUCAAGUGAUGAUGCUGCACAAGUUGAUCACAGUGAGCCAUGGUACUGUUAUAUGAAUACUGACCCAUGGUUUAAUAAUUGUUCUGUUUCUGAAGAAUAUUUUCCUGAAGAGUCUGAGUUUAAUAAAAAUGGAUUUAAAUAUGUCUACUCAGAGCUUCCUAUAGGAAGUCUAGUUUUGGUGAAAAUGCGCAGCUGGCCAAGAUGGCCUGGCAUACUUUGUCCUGAUCCUCUUAAUGGACAAUAUGUGACAUAUGACAUGGAUGGAUAUGUUGAAAGCAAUCAUGUAGAAUUCUUAGGUGAUCCCCAUUCCAGAGGUUGGGUUGCUGUGAAAUAUAUUAGCCGUUACCCUAGCUCAAUUAAGCCAGAACAAUGCAAGAGAAAAAAGAAAUGGUAUAAAAGUGCAUUGGAAGAAGCAAACAAAUUACGUAUAUUUUCUGCUCUGCAAAGACUUGAAAUGUGCCAGCUAUCAGAAAAUGGGGCAGGAGUGUUAGAGGAUAAAACAGAAGCCAGUAAUGACACAGUGGUAUCAAAGAGAAGAAUAAAAGCUCAGAAAAAGCAAGUUGUCAAGAAAAAUAGAAGUGUCAUUGGACAAAAAAGAAAGAAAAGUAUGUUAAGAUGCUCUCUUGAAACAACGGUUUCAGAUGACUUCCUGUCAAAAGAAAAUCUGGUUGUCUCUGAGGCAGAAGUUAUAUUAAAAGAUCUGGAACAAAUUCUCAGGCAUGUUGCAGACCCUUUAAAAACAACUUGUGGGUUGUAUGGAAAUGGAGAGGGAAAAGAUUCAGGAGAAAAGGUAACGAAAUGCAGCACAGAGAGUACUGAAGGAAGUCCAAUGGAAAACUACACUCAAGAGGAUUGUAUUAUUAUGGAUGGGAUAGCUUUCAGGGCUGGGGAGUGUAUUGAGAACAUAACCAACAAAUUUAAAGAAAUAGAUUCUUUAAUGGCUGAAUUCCAAGAUAGCUUGUAGCACUUAAAAAAAAAAGGAACCUGUCUAUCCACUUUUCCAUUUAGUCAUAGAUUCUUAAGUGAAUAAUUUGCAUAGUUACAAAGGCAGUUAUUUUAAUUUAAUGUUAAAUGUUACCUGAUAACAUUGCUAACAAAACUAAAAUAUA
Molecule: messenger RNA, 1517 nt
Organism: Mauremys mutica (yellowpond turtle)
Lineage: Eukaryota; Metazoa; Chordata; Testudines; Geoemydidae
Gene: ZCWPW2
Product: zinc finger CW-type and PWWP domain containing 2
Exons: 10
Coding region: 323-1372 (349 amino acids)
Cellular component (GO): nucleus
Molecular function (GO): zinc ion binding
Source: RefSeq, a predicted model, not a curated record